Molecule: messenger RNA, 7019 nt
Organism: Centropristis striata (black sea bass)
Lineage: Eukaryota; Metazoa; Chordata; Actinopteri; Perciformes; Serranidae
Gene: kmt2e
Product: lysine (K)-specific methyltransferase 2E
Molecular function (GO): protein binding
Source: RefSeq, a predicted model, not a curated record
CCUUCGGCUACAAGCAUACCAAAUUUGACACCAAAUGUAUCAUAAAAUGCACAAUCCUUCUGGUUAUCUGCCCCACUAAAAGUAGAUCCGGAGCGUUUCCGACAGAAAUAGCAGUCUUGAGGAAUCACAGUCGUGAACGCGCACGGAGCACGGUCACGAUGCCCCUGCGAAAGCGGGAGUGUAGCCCCGCAGUGUGUGGGGGCGGAGCCCGGGUUUAGUGAUGGGAGGGGGGGGGCUGGUGGGGGAGGCGGAGUCUCGGCAGUCCUGGCAGGGCCGCCAUUUUUACACAGGGAAAAGAGACUGGGUUUGAGGGGAUCUAAUUUCUAAAAGUCGCCGAUGACUAGGGCACAGUUUUAACGGUUUCCAAUUCAUAUCUAGCCUGAAUUUGGUGUCACCUCGUAGAACAAGAAGCAAGGAAUUUUUGAAGAGGAAAGGACUCUUUAGAGGACACGUUUAAAUAGAAACAUUUUAAAGCUUUGCUAGGGAUCCGCAGUGUGUGGACACAAGUAUUGUUUUGGUUGUGGAAGCUGUGUGGAAAGCGACGGGGGUCUUACCCAGGUCCCCUUAUUCACUAUUCAGAUCCUCCAGAGUGGACAUAAAACGGCCUUGUGGAUGCACUUAGAUGUCUGCAAUGACUGCUGUGGCUGGCAUGCCUCAGUGUUUUGGACUCCCAUUCUCUGGACUCAGUAGGACAAGAACUGAUCAGCAGAGAACGUCAUGAGCAUAGUCAUCCCAGUAGGGGUGGACACAGCAGACACCUCAUACCUGGACAUGGCUGCGGGCUCAGACAGACCAGAAUCGGUGGAGGCCAGCCCUGUGGUGGUGGAAAAGUCCAGCUACCCACACCAGAUCUACAGCAGCAGCUCUCACCAUUCCCACAGUUACAUUGGCCUGCCUUACGCUGACCAUAACUAUGGGGCGCGGCCCCCACCCACCCCUCCGGCCUCCCCUCCCCCCUCCAUGUUGAUCCGACAAGGAGAGGGGGGGCUGUUUGUUCCAGGGGGCCAGGACGAAGCAUCCCGGGGCACCACGCUCAGCACCUCAGAGGAUGGCAGCUACGGGGCUGACAUCACCCGCUGCAUCUGUGGCUUCACCCACGAUGACGGCUACAUGAUCUGCUGUGACAAGUGCAGUGCCUGGCAGCACAUAGACUGCAUGGGCAUCGACAGGCAGAACAUUCCUGAGACAUACCUGUGUGAACGCUGCCAACCACGACACCUGGAUCGAGAGAGGGCCAUCCUGCUGCAGACCAGGAAGCGAGAAUGUUUGUCUGAUGGGGACACCAGUGCUACAGAGAGUGGAGACGAGGUGCCGCUAGAGCUCUACUCCACCUUCCAACACACGCCUACCACCAUCACCCUCACUACCGGGCGCCUUGGCAAUAAGCCGACUGAUAAAAAACGCAAAAAGAGCGGUGAUAAAGAGCCUCCAGCAUCCUCCGCCCGAGCUAAGAAGGCCUUCCGAGAGGGCUCCAGAAAAUCCUCCAGAGUAAAGGGUGCAGCUCCGGAGCAGGAGCCGACAGAGCACCCGUCUCUGUGGGAGAACAAGAUCAAGACGUGGAUGGAGCGCUACGAGGAGGCCAGCAGCAAUCAGUACAGUGAGGACGUCCAGGUCCUGUUGCGUGUUAAAGAGCAAGGCGACGGCAAGAGCCUGGCGUACAACACGCACCCCGCCUCCUUCAAACCGCCUGUGGAGAGUCAAGUUCAAAAGAACAAGAAGAUCCUCAAGGCGGUGCGAGACUUGGCCCCAGACUCCCUCAUCAUUGAGUACAGGGGAAAGUUCAUGCUUCGACAGCAGUUUGAGGCCAACGGAUACUUCUUCAAGAGGCCAUACCCUUUUGUGUUAUUUUAUUCCAAAUUUGACGGACUGGAGAUGUGUGUCGACGCUCGCAGCUUCGGCAACGAGGCGCGCUUCAUCCGUCGCUCCUGCACCCCGAACUCUGAAGUGCGGCACGUCAUUGAGGACGGCAUGCUGCAUUUGUACAUCUACUCGUUGAGGCCCAUCACCAAAGGCACAGAGAUCACCAUUGGUUUUGAUUAUGACUAUGGCAGCUGUAAAUACAAGGUGGACUGUGCCUGUGUGAAGGGGAACCAGGAGUGCCCGGUGCUCAAGCACAACUUGGAGCCCUCGGAGAACCAGGGCUCCGGAGCCCGGCGCCGAGGGAGCCGCAAGGACAAGGAGGUGGUCCGGGACGACCUGGGCCAGAACCAGAACAUGGGCCUGGACGGCGAGGGGAAGAGCAAGAGCGUAGGCGACGGCAAGCAGAGGAAACUCUCCCCUCUCCGCCUCUCCAUCUCAAACAACCAGGAUCCUGAGUUAUAUGAGGAUCUAGAAGACAAAACCUCCGUUAGCAAUGAAGUAGAGAUGGAGUCAGAGGAGCAGAUUGCAGAGAGGAGGAGGAAGAUGGCCAGCCCAGCGGAGCAGUCCCAUCUCCCUGUCGGGGCGGCUUCCAGCUGGAAGGGACUGAAACACAAGGAGGUAAUCUUGACCAUUAAUAGCCAACCCUCCUCCACCCAUCCACCAGCCUCCCCAACCCCAAAUCUCCCAGAGACACGAGAGGAGAGGAAGAUGGAGGCCAUCCUGCAAGCCUUCGCCCGGAUGGAGAAGAGGGAGAAGCGGAGAGAGCAGGCUCUGGAAAGAAUCGGCAGCGGCAAGACGGAGGUCGGCGGACGCAGCGACAUCAAGGAGGAGCCUCCGGCCACGCCAGAGAUGGCCGAUUCUCCGGCUAUCAUGCAGCCACUCCUGGAGGUCAAAGAGGAGCCAGGGUUAAAGCCGGCUAAGGUCAAAAGCUCGAGGAACAGGAAAAGUUUCUCGAGGAACCGCACGCACAUCGGGCAGCAGCGCCGGCGAGCUCGCACCAUCAGCACCUGCUCCGACCUGGCCCCCGGCUCUCCCACCGAGUCCGUAGAGCCUCUGAGCAACGAAGCCCCCGAGGGCGAGAUGCUCCCCGCGCCGGAGCCCGAGGCCAUCCUGCCCGAAGUACCGGACAGCAGCCCGCCACACAGCAGCUCGCCUGCACCGGACAGGAACCGCAACGGGAGCAAGAACUUCAAAACUAAAAAGCACUUUGUGAGUGAGUGGGUGGGAGAGAAGCAGCAGGACCGCUGUGCAGUACGAACCCCGGAGCCGGUCCCGGAGAGGCCGCUAAGAAUAAGCAGCGACCCCGAGGUGCUCGCCACGCAGCUAAACGCCCUACCGGGCAUGGCGUGCUCCCCACAGGUCUACAGCACGCCCAAACACUACGUCCGCUUCUCGUCCCCGUUCCUGGCGAACCGCAGCCCCACCACUCCCGGAGUCCCCACCGGGAGACGGCGCUCUAGAGAACUGCCCGAGACGCCGCCGACCACCGGCUCCUGCAAGAAGCGAUGGUUGAAGCAGGCUCUGGAGGAGGAGGGCUCCACCAGCCCGGCCAGGCGACCCAGCCUCCUCAUGCCCAGCGAGGGUCCCCUCAGCCCCUCCAUCAACGGAGACUCUGACAGCCCUCUGCCCUACAACGGCACCUGCUCACUACCAGAGUUGCCGACACCUUUGAAAAAGCGUCGGUUGAGUCCGUUAGAUGCCUGCAUGUCCGAGGGCUCGACGCCCUACGGCUCCCCUUGUGCCACGCCCACCAGGGCCGACCAAUCGGAGGCCCCCGCAACCCCCGUCUUACUGGCCACCCCGCCGCGUCCCCGGACAGAGGAGCCCAGUACGGAGCCCCUGCCCAGCACCCCAACACAAACACUUAACGCCCUUCAGGAGAGUGAAUCUUCAGUGGAAAGCUCCCCGGAGGUCAGCCGGAAACCAAGUGUGCAAGAGGCCGAUCGUCCUCCUUCGUUGGUCUCCUCUCCGUGCGUCAGGGCUCCCAGCUCAGACGGACUCCCGGCAGAAGUCAAGGUGACGGUUCCUGAGAGUCCACAGCCUCCGGCCGCCGAGCCUGUGGACUGUGGCGAGGACCGUGCCGACGGCGUGGUGGUGGUGGUGGAGGGCAGCAGUGAGGCUCCCUCGUCUGCAGAAACGUGUGCUUCCUCUUUCCCCGGCUGGAUAAAAAGCCCCGACAGAGGCCCGACUGGACCAGCUGGCCUGAACUUUUCUCCAGUCAACUCCAACUUACGGGACCUCACCCCCUCACACACCCUGGAGCCCCUGGUGGCUCCCUUCAGGCCCGAGGCCGCAGCUGGGGCUGCAGCGGGGCCCGCAGCAGCGACGGGGCCCUUGGUCGUCUCUCAGGCCCCCUUCAGUGAAGGGCAGGGGCCGCUCUUCUACCCGUGCUCCGAGGAGGGAGGCUCGCUCGGCUUCUCGCGCUCGCUGAACGGGGACGGCUCCGGCGAGGGAGGAGGGUCAGCGCAGAACCCCCCACAGAAGAAAAAGGUUUCCCUGCUGGAAUACAGGAAACGUCAGCGUGAAGCUCGUCGCAGCGGCUCCAAGACCGAGUGCAGCUCUCCUGUCUCCACCGUGCCGCCUCUGACCGUGGACGCCUUCCCCGUCGCCAUGGAGACCCCCAGUGAACCUCCUCAGCCUCCUGCUCCCACCGCUCCUCCCUGCACCACCAACACCGCCGCCGUCAAGGAGCCUCCGACAAACGAGGAGGCCGAGGCGCCCGGAGAGAAGGGGGAGAAGGAAGGAGGAGAGGGACAGUGGACGUCGUCCACGUCUGUAGAGCAGGCGCGAGAACGCAGCUACCACAGAGCGCUGCUGCUCAGCAAAGACAAAGACACAGAUGGUGAGACAGAAGGAGGAGACACGCCUGCACUGAGAGACUGUCCGUCUCCGACUCUUCAGAAGACCCCGACCCACACGCCCUGCUCCCCCGGUCCUCCCAGUCGGCCAGCGAAGGACGACGACGCCGACAGUCAGCCUCGGACGCCAAACGCCACCAGCCAGCCACCGAGCAAGCCUGCAGCGGCCAAGCCGGCUCCUCUGACCCCCACCAAGCUGCACCCGGCCCCGCUGCCCUCCUCUCCGGUCCACUACCCAGGCUCCUCCCUGCUGCACUCCCCCAAGCCUCAGCCGCAGGGUUCUCCGUACCGCAGCCAGAGGGCGCUGUUCUCCACCACGCCGCAGAACCAAGCCCAGCCUCCGGCUCAGAGCGGCCCCGCUCCGUUCCCCCAGUACACCACACAGAGCGCUCCCCCGCCGCCUCCCCCUCCUCCACCGGCGCCGCCGGCCUCCACGCCGUACUUCCCCAGCCAGAGCCCCUCGCCCGCUGGACCUUUCCCCGGGUUCAAACCUGCCGUCACGCCCCCCUACCCCCCCGGCUCCCAGCCCCUGAUGCAGACUAUUCCCCACAGCGUGCACUAUCAGAGCUCGGCCGCACCGCCCCCCCCUCCUCCCCCGCCCCCUCACCCGGCGAUACCCGGCCCCACCCUGCUGCACGUCAACCUGCAGCCUCCUCCCAUCCAGCAGCACCAGCUCAUGCUGACCUCCGCGCCUCCUCCGCCUCCCCCGCCGCAGGGACAGACCCCCCAGCAGCAGCAGCAGCAGCAGCCUCCUCCCUCCGGCAGCACCCUGCUGUCCCUCACCCCUCCCCCGCCUCCUCCUCCACCUCCCCCCGCCCCCUCGACCAACGCCCCCAUGCAGCCGCACCACUUUCAGAACUUAGGGGCUUUCCAGCCGGCGCUGCUGCACCCGGGCGGCGCCGCCAACCCCUCAGUGCCCCCGUCGACGUACCCCCCGCCCCUCCAGCAGACCGGACUGCCUCCACCUCCCCCCCCUCCCCCCCAACAGACUCAACAAGGCCCGGCUCAGGCCGCCUCCUCCUCCCAGAUGCCUUCUGGGACUCGAGGAGCUCCUGCGUCCUCGACCCCCUUCCACAGCUCGGGGUACCUGAGCACGGGGUGGCACUGACCCGCCCCCCCGAGGACUCAGCCCGAGAGGGGCGUGUAUCAUAAGCUGUAGAUAUGUUUUCUAUGUACUGAACACAUGGCCAGUGGAAAAACAGCUGAUUGUGGGAUAAAACGAGGAUGCUUUUUAAAGAAAAAAAAGAAGAAAAAAAACAAGGACAGAAAAAUUUUAGACAACAAAAAGGACAGUAAAGUGAUCUUCAACACGAACUGUAUGAAAAUGAAGAUGGACGAUCCCCCCGGUGCUCAUAGCCCUCUCUCUCUCUGGCCUCCGUUUGUUUUUAUAUUUCCUUCCUGUGACAGAGAGGAACGCUCUCUGUUCUGUGUCUUGUUUGGACUCCCGUUGUAAGACCCCGCACUUUGUUUAUCAAUGGACAUUCCAGCCUAUACCCCCCCCCCCCCUUCCCUCCCUCCUUCUGUCAGUUAUUCCUUUUACUUCUCUCUCGUCUGUUGUCGGCUCUCUACACCAUUUAUUUGUUUUAAUCUAGUGGCUCAUUAUAGCAAAGAGAAAGCUUUUUGUAUAGAGAAAAAAACACAAUUAUUUUUUUUAUUCCUCUGUCUAACAACAAAUAUCUGUUCACCGCUGCAGAUUCAGAAAAGACCCAAUUCUGGGAGCCUGCCUCACCACCCGGGAGGCUGCACUCGUGUGUGUUUGUGUGUGUGUGUGUUUGUAUGCCUGUGUGUGUGAAAGAGUAUGGCUGCUUAAAGGAGGGAGAGUGUGUGUGUGAUUUCUUGUAACGAGUGCUUGUAGUCUUCUGAGGUAGGCAGAGUGGUCUCGCCCACAGGUAGGACGUUAGCGGUUUAUUUUUGAAUAUCAAUGGUUAUUUGUAGAAAGUGUAAUUUAAUGUAUAGGUGGUUACUCCAGCUUUCACCAGGAACAGGUUGUAAAUAUUCGCUUCUUUUCUUUUCUAUGCUUGUACAAUUCGCUCCCAUCCCAUUUUUUGAAAUAUGGUUGUAAAUAUGAACGCUCUUCUUGGCAAAGCUGAAUGUUUUCUGUGACUGUAGCAUUAUUUUUAUUUUAUUUUUUUCUCCUCCCUCUCUCUCUCUCUCUGGACUCUUCAACUUUGUCUUUUUUUUUUUAUUAUUUGUGUGUGUGAGUGUAUGUUUGUGUGGAGGGGAGAGACUCACAGACACUGCACUGGUUGGCUAUUUUCAUGGUUCAUUAUAAUAAAUCACUGUAAUGACAGUUUUAUACAA